This is a messenger RNA of Cuculus canorus (common cuckoo), 2247 nucleotides long. RefSeq names its product fibroblast growth factor 19 (gene FGF19). Lineage: Eukaryota; Metazoa; Chordata; Aves; Cuculiformes; Cuculidae. Gene Ontology annotation, cellular component: cytoplasm. The coding region runs from base 1 to 912 and encodes 303 amino acids. The transcript is spliced from 5 exons. Gene Ontology annotation, molecular function: fibroblast growth factor receptor binding; growth factor activity. The record is from RefSeq and is a predicted model, not a curated record. Gene Ontology annotation, biological process: regulation of cell migration; fibroblast growth factor receptor signaling pathway; positive regulation of cell population proliferation.
AUGGUAAUUGAUGUUAAUGAGCAGCAAGCCAAGGAGAAACACUGGGUCACCAGAUGGGGUCGAAAAAGAGCCGGGCAGCCCUCCAAGCAGCAUCUCCCCGCAGCCAGCCCGCAUCCCAGGUCCCAGGCUCCAUCUAGUGAAAGAGCCCGGGAUGGCUGGGUGGCAAUAAAGAUUCAGAGGCGCUGUAUCGUGCCGUACCGUGCCAUACCGGGCCAGAGCGGGCCGUAUAGGACCGCCCCGUUGCGGGGUCCCGUUCACCAAGCGCUCCCCCCGCGGCAGCCCCUGCCCUGCGAGGCCGCCGCCGCCGCCGCCGCCGUGUCGCUGCCCGAUGCCGGCCCUCACGUUAACUACGGCUGGGGGGAACCCAUCCGGCUGCGGCACCUCUACACCGCCAGCAAGCACGGGCUCUUCAGCUGCUUCCUGCGCAUCGGCGGGGACGGCAGGGUGGAUGCUGCCGGGAGCCAGAGCCCGCAGAGUCUGCUGGAGAUCCGUGCUGUAGCGGUGCGCACCGUGGCCAUCAAAGGCGUGCGGAGCUCCCGGUACCUCUGCAUGGACGAAGCAGGGCGGCUGCAUGGGCAGCUCAGGUAUUCCACUGAGGAUUGUUCCUUCGAAGAGGAGAUUCGUCCAGAUGGCUACAAUGUAUAUAAAUCAAAAAAAUAUGGAAUAUCGGUGUCUUUGAGUAGCGCCAAGCAAAGACAACAGUUCAAAGGAAAAGAUUUUCUCCCGCUAUCUCACUUCUUACCUAUGAUCAACACUGUGCCCGUGGAGUCAACAGACUUUGGUGAAUACAGUGAUUACAGCCAGGACUUUGAAACAGAGGUGUACUCCUCACCUCUUGAAACAGACAGCAUGGAUCCUUUUGGCAUCACCUCUAAACUGUCGCCGGUGAAGAGCCCCAGCUUUCAGAAAUGACUCUAAUCACACACACACACAUAAAGAAAUAUUGCAGAUUACUGCAGGGUUUUUUAGCUUUUUAUGUAGUGAUAUUUUGAACUUUUUUGUAUGGAGCCAGCUUUUCCUUGCAAUGUGUUGUACCUGUAAGAGAUGAGUGAGUGCCUAGGGUCUAUUCUGUAGUGUAAAGAAUUGCCUAUCUCUACUUUUAUUUGGAAAAGAAAGAUUAAAUAAGAAAAGCUUAACAGCUCCGUCAGAGUUCCUCCAUUACUGUGAUGAUGAUAAAGUAAUUAUCAUUUUUCUACAUCAACUUCAUUGCCACAUACGUUCACCUAUUAUUUCUGCUCGUAGAAGCAAAUGUAGAAAACUUUUUUUCCUCUUCAUUAGGACCAGUGGACAAAAAUUUGGAAGAAAACACAAUUAAGGAAAACCUAGCAAAUGUGGUUACAUGAAGUAGAGUUAACACUGUUUCUUGAAAAGCUGCUGACAAUGCCCUGGGAAAACUUUCUAUUGAAAGUAUACCACUGAAAAAACAAUUCUGCUUGUAUAUUGUGCUUUUUCUUCCCUUAGGAAAUAAGGGAAGAAAGGGAAAAUUUCUUCCUUCCUUUAUUACUAAAGGGUACUUUGGAAAACUGGAUCUUUGAUUUCUUUUAUAGGCUAAUUUAUGUUCACUGUGGCAUCAACAUCAUCCCGCAGAGAGUUCUUGUCAACAUUAGUGAGAAUUCUGUGUGUGGUUGGAAGAAUGCACAUUUACGUUUAUCAGGUAGGGGAAUGAGCAGUUCGAAUUGGUGUUUAUAUUAAGAUUCUUGUGUAAGCACGCAUAUUAUUAGGAAACAGAGAGAAAGACUGAAAAUGGAUGAUGUAUAGGUCAAAUCAGUUGCAAACCAGGAUUUUGUAUUUAACUUCUAACCAUCAGACACUCCUUCAAGUGCCUUCCAGGCUUGAUUCUGCAUCUGUGGGAAUCAAUGGAGAGACAGGUUAUUGACUUCAAUGCAGAAUUGGGUCAGCCACACCAUUCAUGCAUGAACAGACUGAGUACCUUGUGGCCCAAAUGUGAAUGUUCCGUGUCUUCAGUUCUGUUCCCCUAUUGUAACAAUCUGACAAUGGAAUAAUCAAGCUUAAACCAAAGAAAAAAAAGCCACCAGCAAUGUGAGAAAAGGGUUCAGGGAUUCUAUUUGUUUUUGAAGGUUCAUUUAUGAUAGAGAUUUCUACACAGAAAAAGCUCUACUGGAAAUACUGGUAUUCUUCUGACCUAGCACUUCAUUGCCAAUGCAAUAUUUAUAAUUAAGUUAUUGAAUACAUACAUCUGUUUAUUUUGUUACUGUUAUUUAUGCUCAAAAUUCUAUUUAUAUAGUC